This is a messenger RNA of Guillardia theta CCMP2712, 1488 nucleotides long. RefSeq lists its product as hypothetical. The transcript has a single exon. Bases 1 to 1488 code for a protein of 495 amino acids. Lineage: Eukaryota; Cryptophyceae; Pyrenomonadales; Geminigeraceae. The record is from RefSeq and is a predicted model, not a curated record.
AUGUGCAGCAAGAAUAGCAAGAAUGUCGUUCUGCCUGGGAAAGCGUCAGGUGUCAGCACCGCAAGGAACGCAGGCCUUGUCUUGGCAGUGAUCUGUGGGAUGCUUCUGCGAGAUCUCCUGAUAAGCUGCAUGCAUUCUUGUUUUCCAAACAGCCCUUCGCUCGAUCAGCAACAAGAUCCGACAAUGAUCGGGCAGGGUAGCGCAAACGUGGGAGAGGAGUUUCGGCUUGUUCUGUCGACCUCGUCCCUGCUGAACAUCUCUACCUACGUGCACAACCUCUCAUUGACAUCGAAUGGACUGAACGUCACAAGACUGAAAAAACUAUUCACUAGGCUGACAGUGGAGGACAUCUUGCUGCUCUCGAGCAUGAAGAAAGGAGUCUCCAGGCUAGCAGGAGCAACCCCGGACCCACGAAACGCUUCUAGCAAGAUGCAGAACAGCUCCUCGUCCUACAACCUCAGCACCGCAGACAGACGAGCCUCGAGCUCUGCUCUGCUCGCAGGUCAAGCGCUGCAGUCUAACACCACGGGGACCUUCAAGGCUGCUGCAGCAUCCGAGGUGGUCCGGCGGAGGAUAAGCCUGAGCCCUCUCCUCACCAAGAGCUUUCAAAGGCCGUCAGUGGGCGGAGGCAAGUCAGGUGGGCCGGUAUUUGUGUUUUGGGCAGGAGUAGAAGGCACUGGACAUCAUCUCAUCGAUCAGCUGGGCAAGAAUCACCCUCAUGUCCGCACUGACCAAGAAGCCGUGCAGAUGACGUGUCUGCUCUGGAACGAGCAGGGUCAGAACGGUCUCUUCAACGUGAGGUGGCAUGGAAGCCCAAGGACGGCGAGCUCUGCGAUCGCUGAGAUUGUCAGACGCUCUCGGCGUAGGCAGCAGUCUCCUUCCUUCUACUUCCUGAGCGGACUAGAGCAUAGCUCCAGCUGCUCUACGGGAAUGCUCUCAUACCCCAACUACGCAGGCCCAAGCGAAAGAACGCCGGACGUGGCCAAGCUUGUCAAGGCGAUGCGGCGAUCGGAGGCUAACUUCAAGGUGGUCGUCUUGAUCCGAGACGCGCUGAGCAUCAUCUGCUCUUGCUCGAUCAAGCGCAACUUCAGGCCCUGGAACGAACAAGCUCAGAGGCUUCGGGCGGCAGCCUUGGACCUGGUCGCUCAGCUUCGACACCUCGACGCGAGCGAGUACAUAUGCUUGGACUACAAUGGGAUCGCCGGAGGGUCUUCGGUGGAGACCUUGGACAACUUCCUGUACGACGGGAGAGCUCCAGACACAAGCAUAGGGAAGAAGAUGAAACAAAUCUUCAACAAGCCGAGGUACCAGCCUGCAGCAACGUGCUCUGACUAUCAGUGUGAUCAUGCGUUUGGAAGACAAAGGUAUCAGAUAUCAGAAGGAGAGUGCAUGUCAGCGUCAGAGCUACACGAUGCGAUGGAGGUACUGCGGCAAACGUGUCCCAAUCACAUUCCAGCAGACAUGGUGUCGUUCCCGAGCACAGCGUGA